Egretta garzetta (little egret) is the source of this 5326-nucleotide messenger RNA. RefSeq names its product carnosine N-methyltransferase 1 (gene CARNMT1). NCBI's taxonomy places the organism in Eukaryota, Metazoa, Chordata, Aves, Pelecaniformes, Ardeidae. The transcript is spliced from 8 exons. Gene Ontology annotation, molecular function: S-adenosylmethionine-dependent methyltransferase activity. The record is from RefSeq and is a predicted model, not a curated record. The coding region runs from base 2375 to 3367 and encodes 330 amino acids.
AGGCGGGGAGGGGACCCCCGCGCCCCCCCUCCUUUCGGGAUAGGCGCAAAGUCACCUCCAUCUCUCUGUCGGCUAGGGAGCGUGGAAUAAAAAGAAAAAAAAAACCAAACCAAAAGCCCCAAACCAUCCUGAGGCAUGGCACACCUGAAAAGGGUGUGAGAGGCCUCUUUUCGGAAGGUAAAAUCGCUUAAAAGCGCCGUAAGGCACUCAACAGUAGCUCCUGCUGGCAGAGAAACGCAAACGGAGUUUCGAUUAUUGGGGAAAUUUUUCAGAGAGGGGCUGAUUUGCACAGGAGAGAAGAGCUGUUGACCGGGCUACCGGGUGCCGUUUGGUUAUAACUUUCUUUUCCUAGAUGCUUGUUGAGUCUGAAGAGUGCUUGAUUGUCCCAUAGGAAUGAGGUAAAGGGCGGGGGACGAACGGACGGACCCGACCCGACCCGGACCCGACCUUCUGUCUGAAUCCGUUGAAAGGAAGAGGAAACCAAAGUGACUCAAGUAGCGGGGUGGGAAGGGGGGGACGACUAGCUGAAAAAGUCCAGUUCUCUACAGUAUUUUGGUAAAUUGUCUUUAGUUACACUAGGUUUGGGAAGCAGAGUGGGGGUGUAGCUACGCUACGCAUUUGUGUAUUUCAGUUGACGGAAUCACGUGAAUCGUUGUGGUGUUCUGGACCCGGCUUGUCAGUGUAAGGCGAGCAUAGUUUUUACAUGACAGGGAGGUUCUUGGCAGGAGCAGGUGAUGUUUAGAGCAUUUUCUGCCCCUUUGCUGGUUUUGUAUCUUGGAUCGUUUUGUUUUCCAGGACUAGUAGUUGAGUGGGAGGUUGGUCUAGCUGGCACUUCGACGGCUCUUGCAGACCUAAUUCUCCAAUUCAGUUUGGCCGUACCAAAGACUUUUAUGUUAUUGCUGUUAGCACAACAGCCAACUGUAAUUUACUCCUACCAGUGGUGUAGCUGUAUCCUCAGGCCUUAGAAGCUGGGAAUGUCAUUCUCGGCCUCAUGCUCAGCUGUGACUCUGGGUUGCUUUUGAAUACUUUGGUUUUGGUAAACACAUAACAGGAGGAUGUGACUCAAAUUUCCAGUACAGAAAUUGAAUUAAAAUUAUCUCUGCCUCACAGAAAUAAUUCCGAAUUUAAGUGAAAUUACGUAUCUUGGUAGUUAAAAAUAAUUUAAUUGGAAAUGUCCAUAUGAGUAAGGCAAUAACACACUUUCAGCCGAGUCCAAAUGAAAGUUCAUGUCUUCUGGAGGCAUAUGGACUUAACUUCAUUCUUUGUGUGUAGUUCUGAUUUCAUUCUGCUACAAGGUUGCAGUUCAAGAUGAAAGGGUGGAGGAUUAUGGUUCAAAGAAUUUUUCUCACAAAACUUUCAAGAAGCUAAGCUGGUGUGCUUUAUAUAGAGGAUCAGUUUAUUUUUCUCGUUGUUCCUUCCUUUUUCUUCUUAAAUGUAAUUUUAAACCAGUGCAGCUAUUGCAAUGAACAUGACCUUCUCAGUAGCACGUAUGUAAUGUUGGAGAUAUUAACUGGUCAAAUUUCCAAACUGAGGUUGCAAAGUAAAAUUGCAGCAGUUGUGCCUUACUCUCUUUGAUGGCUAGUUUCCAACUCUGAGCUGCUGUAUGCUGGCACAAGAGUUUACAAAACUGCAGUAAGACUUGACCUGAUAAAAUUUGCUGCGGCCAAAAGGGGCAGUAUCCCUUGUCCUGGCUUUAUGACCUAGAGUCCUUAUGACUGUGCUCAGCCGACCUGGACUUGCUAAACCAACAGAAAUCAAAUCCAGCAAAAUCUAUACAGGUCUCUUAUACAGGGUUAGCAAGUUAAACGAGCUUUGUGGUAGGCCUGGUGAGUGCUAAAACAAGAUGGAGGGCAGAACUGCUCUGGGUGAGGAGAAGGAAGAGGGAAGAAAAACACAGACCUCUUUCCCUUGGCAGUAAAUUCCCCUUUUUUUUUUUUUCUGAACUUUUAUUUUGGGGAGAAGAGUUAUUUUUAGCUUGGAUCAGUUACCUGAUCAAAUUCACAGUACUCAUACCUGAGGGGAAUAUUCUGUUAAAAGAAGGUAGUUUAGUAUAGCUGUCAGAACUCUGGUCCAGCUGUGACUUUUACGGUUCUUUCAGAAGCAGUUCAUUUUGAGGAUCCUUGUUCUCACUCCGUAUCUCAUUAUUUCUGUAGCUGAAGUUUACCACAGCAUUCAGCUAUUCAUUUGAUUUAAAUUGGACUUAAAUGGUUUGGCUGGUUUUGAUGGGUUUGGGAGCUGGUUGUUCAUUAAAUUUUGUAGAUCCAUGUAUUAAGGUGGUGAUCACCUGUGCUGGAAAUGAAUGGCUGAUAAUGAAACUUCAAGAAGAAGACAAGGGUCCUCUUAAACUGCAACAUGCUAAAGAGAGUGAACGAAUAUGCAUGAACGAGUGAACAGAACAGAGAGGCAGUUUAAAUCUCUCCCAGCUAACCAACAGAGUCUUCUUCCUCAAUUCCUUCCUCACCUUGACAAGAUUCGGAAGUGCAUUGAUCAUAAUCAAGAGAUACUACAUACCAUUGUGAAUGACUGCGUUCAUAUGUUUGAAAAUAAAGAAUAUGGAGAAGACGAAAUAAGGAAGAUUACACCGGCUUCAACAUUUGACAUGGAUAAAUUAAAGUCCACUUUGAAACAAUUUGUGAGAGACUGGAGCGAAGAGGGAAAGCCUGAGAGAGAUUCCUGCUACCAGCCAAUCAUUAGUGAAAUCGUAAAGAACUUCCCAAAAGAAAGAUGGGAUUUCUCCAAAGUUAAUAUCCUGGUACCUGGUGCUGGGCUAGGUAGAUUGGCGUGGGAAAUAGCUAUGCUCGGUUAUGCUUGCCAAGGAAAUGAAUGGAGCCUCUUUAUGCUCUUUUCUUCUAACUUUGUACUCAACAGAUGCUCUGAAAUUAACUCAUGUAAGCUUUAUCCCUGGAUUCAUCAGUUUAGCAAUAACAGAAGAUCUGCUGAUCAGAUACGCCCAAUUUAUUUCCCUGAUGUUGAUCCUCACAGUCUUCCCUCUGGUUCAAACUUCUCUAUGACAGCAGGGGAUUUUCAAGAAAUUUAUUCUGAGUGCAAUACAUGGGACUGCAUAGCAACUUGCUUUUUCAUAGAUACAGCACAUAACGUUAUUGAUUACAUUGAUACUAUAUGGAAAAUACUAAAGCCUGGAGGAAUAUGGAUAAAUGUAGGUCCUCUCCUUUACCACUUUGAAAACUUGGGAAAUGAACUUUCUAUAGAAUUAAGCUACGAGGAUAUAAAAAAUGUUAUACUGCAAUAUGGAUUCCAUAUAGAGGUGGAGAAAGAAUCUGUACUGUCAACUUACACUGUGAACGAACUCUCCAUGAUGAAAUACUACUAUGAAUGCGUGUUGUUUGUGGUGAGAAAACCAAAAUAGAAGUGGUCUGAUAGGCUAAUCAGGAAAAAAUGUUGGCUUGAAAGAUAGAAAUGAGAAUGAAAUGGACUGGGCGAUGUCUGGACACAACCUCAAAUCAGUGGUGCCUUCUUAUUCCUAGUAGGAUUUAGAUAGUGUCUAUUUUCUUAAUAUCUCUAUUGCUAUCCAGACAUGUACUAUGCCAUGCAUAUUUGUAAUAUACUUGUGAAAGUGGAGGAGGAAAUUUUCACAUACACUGUCUUUUUGCGUUGGAACGCAUUAAAAAUAACAGCAGAAAGGUAUUCCUGAGAAUAAAAUUUAAUGUUUGCCAUAAGCAGGCUAAUUAUCCGCAUAUGCUGCCUCAUUUUUCAUAGGUUUAUAAUGAUCUUCUUUUUUCUACUUUCUGAUGUUAGGAAUGCAUAGAGGUGCUUACUGUACUAGCUGUGUCACAUUUAGAGAAGUGUUUCUAAACAUAUACUUAAAUUAUGAAGUCUGAAAUCAUUGGAAAGUGAUAAAAUUACUCUUUAUAGAUACAGUAGCCAUCAGAACAGCAGCUUCUGUGGAACUGAAACAAAGCAUAAUCAAACAAAUUCUAAUCUUUAUACCGCUGUUAACAAUGUAAUCAAAGCGCAGAACCUAUAGGCAAUUUGAAAUACUAUGUGAAAGCAGAGUACUGGCGAAGAAAAAGCAUCAUGUCACAGGGAAGCAGUAUUUUUAACCUCAGUUCGGGAGUAACACCAAUUUUGAUCAAUCUGUUAGUGUUGCAGCGGAAAUACUAGAUGGUUUGCUGUCUUACAAGUACAUUGAUUUUGAGGCACCUACUUAACUGCUUAAGCCAAAAGAGUGAAGCAGUAUUUUGUUAAACAUGAUCAACAGAAAGUUUUUUGUUAUACCUUGAGCUCUUUUCGUUUUUUUAAGUUGGUAACAUAGAUAAGUUAUCCAUGCAACAGAAAAAAAUCUUUUUGCUUCUCAAAGGGGAUAAAAAAAGUUACAUGGAAGUAUUAUGUGUUAUAACCUAAUUAUCUCUACUUGAGACAGCCUAUGCUGGCCUGUUGGUAGGCAAUUUCCUUGUAACUUCAGGCACUUCAGCCUUGUGACUUAGUGACUUCUUGGUUCAUUAUCCUAAUAGUUUUUCCUGGCAGAUGUGGCUUAGGUGAAUAUUUAAUCUACAAACCGUGAUACUAUACAAGAGGUUGAAUCUUCUGUCACUUACGAAUUAUGUACAUGAGAGAGAACAUUAAUUAGUAAUUACCACUGUGCUGAGAGAGGAGAUGUCAUGUUAACCAUUUCAUUUUCUUAAUAUAUUGGUUACCUUAAGUACCAUUUUCAUCCAUUUUCAGAAUUUUCUUUAUAAAAACAUUAUGAUAAGGAAUCGAGGGGUUUUUCUCAUUUACUCAUAAUGGCAUGGGACAGUAGCUUGUUUGUUUCCCAUUAUUUCUGGUCCCUUUUUUCCUGGUGAUGUCCUAAUAGCAUCUCUCUAAUAGAUUUGUUACUGGCUUUUGGAUUUUUCCCAUUAAGGCUGGAAAUUUGCUCCUUUGUUCCUAAAUUGAAAGUCAGCAAGGAGGGAAACCACACACUUCUUGGGUUUUGUUUUGGGGUUUUUUUUAAUAGCUUCAGUACUGCACAAGAGAGCAUGUAUCUGGGUAUGUUCAGUACUGUGCCCCUUUCUGCUCAGAAUCCUUUUUGAGAAUAAAGGCUUCUGGUCUGCAGAAGUUUUCAGUUAGAGCUUUGCUUAAGCUGGUCUUAACUGAACCUUCUUCCUCAAAGUCACACCACCACGAUUUAGAUUUAGGUCCACAAAAGAACUGUCAAAGUUCUACCCGUGGCAAGAAAAAUGGGUUUAAAGCUGAAACACUGCCAUUGCAACAACUAGACUAAAAAUAAAAGCCCUUGCACACCUAAAAAGAUUUUUUAAAAGUUCCUUUCAUUUCCUUAUUGUACUAUUUCUUUUUUUGAGGGACUUAGUGAUUCCUUGCUGUCCUU